GUGCUGUCUGCCGCUUUGGGAAUCGCUCUCAUUUGCUGAGGACAGUUCAUUCCUCUCAAUUCCUCAGCUUUUCCACUACAGCUGUAAUUGAACUUUAAAAUGGGAACCAAAAGAGGAAUUUGGCUGCUAGAAAAGGUGCCUAGUGGUGAAUUUUUAGGAGCUCGGCUCCCUUCAAAGGAACAAGUACUUUUAGUUUUUAUUUACCAUCACAAGGAAAUGAAAGAAACACUUUCGGAUGCUGCUAAAUCUACCAGUUCUAAACUACAGGAAGUGUGGAGGAAAGCAAAUAUCCCUGUUAAGACGGAGGAGAAUAUCCGUGCUGGUAUACAGAAGCUGAACAAAGAAUACCAAAAUCUGGGUAAAGAGAAAUCGAGAAACACAGAUAAAGCAAAUGUGAAACGGCAGAUUUGGAAAGGUGAUCUCGUCGAGUUAUUUGACAUUUCCCGGCAAAAUGUGAUGGACAUGACUAGUGUAUCACAAGAAGAUAAAAAAUUUCUUAGGUCACAAAGAGAAGAUCGUAUGAGUUCGUCAAUGAGUGGAGUAGACAAGAUUUUUGCCUCGAAAAUAAGAACUAAGUGUGCAAAAGAAGACAAAAAUGAAUCAUAUAAGAAUAAACAUUACAAAGCUAUCGCUGAAAUAAAUAAGACGGUUACACUGGAAGACUCCUCUCCAUCAUCAGCACCUAGUGACGAAGAGGCCGAGUUUUUGCCUCCGGCAACGAAAAAAUUACGUUCAAGUCAUAGAUUAAAACCUCUUGAUCACACACUCACGUCUACUUGGGAUCGAGAACAGCUCUCUAUUCGACAAACUAUGUCUUCAGGACACAAAAAUGCUAAACGGAUCCAAGGAAUUGAUGGCAAUGUGUGGGUUGAAUUUACGGCACUUGCUGCAGAUCCAACAGUUGUCAAUCUUGGGCAGGGAUUCCCAGACAUAUCUCCUCCUUCCUACGUGAAAGAAGGGCUUGCACAAGCAGCAGCAGUGGAUAAACUGAACCAGUACACACGUGGUUUUGGCCACCCGCUGCUGGUAGAUGCAUUGUCUCAAGUAUAUGGAAAAGUGACUGGAAGGAAGAUUAAUCCAACCAAAGAUAUUCUUGUGACAGUGGGAGCUUAUGGUUCCCUGUUCAGUGCAAUCCAAGGCCUAGUUGAAGAAGGUGAUGAGGUGAUAAUAAUAGAGCCUUUUUAUGACUGUUAUUACCCCAUGGUAAAGAUGGCUGGCGCCACUCCUGUCUCUAUACCGCUGAGAUAUAAAGACAGUGGUAAAAGUACUGUAUCAAGUGCUGACUGGACUUUAGACCCUGAGGAAUUGGCCAGUAAAUUCAGUCCCAGAACAAAGGCUAUUAUAUUAAAUACUCCAAACAACCCCAUUGGCAAGGUGUACACAAAAGAAGAACUAAAGGUUAUUGCUGACCUGUGUAUAAAAUAUGACACACUGUGUAUCAGUGAUGAAGUUUAUGAAUGGCUGGUGUACUCUGGAAACAAGCAUGUUAAAAUAGCAAACUUACCCGGAAUGUGGGAGAGAACCAUAACAAUAGGAAGUGCAGGGAAGGCGUUUAGCGUAACAGGGUGGAAGCUUGGCUGGUCCAUUGGCCCGGAACAUCUCAUCAGACACUUGCAAACCGUCCAUCAGAACUGUCUUUACACCUGCCCAACUCCACUACAAGAAGCUCUGGCUCAUGCCCUCUUCAAGGAUUUUAAAAGAAUGGAUGAGCCAGAAUGUUACUUCAAUUCGCUGCCACGGGAACUGGAAGUGAAGCGUGACCGAAUGGCUGGCUUACUGCAAGAAGCAGGGCUGACACCAAUCAUCCCAGAAGGAGGAUAUUUCAUGAUGGCGGAUGUCUCCAUACUAGGAGUGGAUCUUUCCCAUAUAAAGGGCGAUGAACCUUAUGAUUACAAAUUUGUAAAGUGGAUGAUUACAACCAAAAAACUAGCCGCUAUACCUAUAACCGCAUUUUGUGGACCUGAAACUAGAAAACAGUUUGAAAAAUAUGUACGAUUCUGUUUCAUCAAGCAAGAUGAAACUUUGGAUGCAGCUGAGAAGAUCCUGAAGAACUGGAAGAAGUGAAAUGUAAUAGCCACCUAAAUGAGCUACAGUGCAGUUUCUGAUACUAGUACCUGUAGCAUCGUGUAACAGGAAGACUUUAAUUAAGGUUCUCUUUUAUUGGACAUUUAUUUUAUUUUAUGCAAACUAAAUGAAUCUGUGAAUAAAAUAUAUUAUUUAAAAUAC
Messenger RNA from Pseudophryne corroboree (corroboree frog), 2226 nucleotides. RefSeq names its product kynurenine aminotransferase 3 (gene KYAT3). Gene Ontology annotation, biological process: biosynthetic process. Gene Ontology annotation, molecular function: pyridoxal phosphate binding; L-kynurenine:2-oxoglutarate transaminase activity. The coding region runs from base 100 to 2064 and encodes 654 amino acids. The record is from RefSeq and is a predicted model, not a curated record. NCBI's taxonomy places the organism in Eukaryota, Metazoa, Chordata, Amphibia, Anura, Myobatrachidae. Gene Ontology annotation, cellular component: cytoplasm; mitochondrion. The transcript is spliced from 14 exons.